This is a messenger RNA of Ziziphus jujuba (common jujube), 2110 nucleotides long. RefSeq names its product poly(ADP-ribose) glycohydrolase 1. Gene Ontology annotation, molecular function: poly(ADP-ribose) glycohydrolase activity. Gene Ontology annotation, cellular component: cytoplasm; nucleus. The coding region runs from base 84 to 1766 and encodes 560 amino acids. Lineage: Eukaryota; Viridiplantae; Streptophyta; Magnoliopsida; Rosales; Rhamnaceae. The record is from RefSeq and is a predicted model, not a curated record. Gene Ontology annotation, biological process: ATP generation from poly-ADP-D-ribose; carbohydrate metabolic process; nucleotide-sugar metabolic process. The transcript has 11 exons.
CUAUAUUGCUGAAUAAUCAAAAAAACAAAAAAAAAAACAAAAAAAAGGGAAAAGUGGAAUGGUGACUCUGGUUGGUGGGGGUAAUGGAGGAGGGCAGGGAAGAUUUGAAGUCAAUAAUGGGGUACUUGCCGUUGGUAUGGCGGUCGUCGUGUAUAUUCUGGCCGUCACAAACGGUGGAAGCACUGAAGGUGAUAGCCGGAGGACCUGAGCAAAGCCAUAUUGAUUCCGGGGAGCUCCUAUUCGUCGCCAUUUCCGAUCUCAGGCACUCUCUUUCACUCUCCGCUGAGCCUUUGGCUCCCUCUGCACCUGACGGUUACGGCCUCUUCUUCAACCAGCUAAUUUCCAGUGAGGAAUCGAGUAAAUGGUUUGAAGAGGUUGUUCCGGCAUUGGCGAAUUUGCUCUUGAAAUUGCCCUCCCUGUUAGAAUUGCACUACCAAAAUCAACACGGUUUUGGGCUUCGUCUUCUGGAUUCUCAACAACCUGGAACAGUGCUUCUCGGCCAGGAACUCAUCGGCGCUCUUCUUGGAUGCUCUUUCUUUUGCUUGUUUCCCGUCAGUAAUAGAGGUCCCAGAGAUCUUCCAACUAUCAACUUUGAUCGUUUGUUUGCGUGUCUAUAUGACCAUUAUAGUCUAAAGCAGCAGAGUAAAAUAAGGUGCAUUAUACACUAUUUUGAAAGGAUUUGUUCGCAUAUGCCUGCUGGAUAUGUGUCCUUUGAGCGGAAAAUACUUCCUCUAGAACGUCCUUUUCUAUCCAUUUCUUACCCAAAUGCCGCCUUUUGGAGCACUUCUCGCACUCCUUUAUGCCGCUUGGAGGUUUGCAGUUCAGGCCUGAUAGAAGACCAAUCCAGUGCAGCUCUUGAAGUGGAUUUCGCAAACAAGUAUAUUGGAGGUGGUGCUCUUCAUAGUGGCUGCGUACAGGAAGAGAUCCGUUUCAUGAUCAAUCCUGAAUUAAUUGCUGGGAUGCUCUUCUUGCCUUCCAUGGCAGAUAAUGAGGCUAUAGAAAUUCUAGGAUCAGAAAGGUUCUCAAAUUACACAGGAUAUGCUUCUUCAUUCCGUUUUUCUGGUGAUCACGUGGACAAAAGGGAAGUAGACUCAUUUGGAAGACGUAAAACCAGGAUCAUUGCAAUCGACGCGUUAUGCAGCCCAGGGAUGAGGCAAUAUAAACUAGAGUGCCUCCUUCGGGAGGUUAAUAAGGCAUUUUGUGGUUUUCUUGAUCAAUCUAAAUAUCGGCAGUAUGAGAGACUGUCUCAGGAUAAUGGAUAUUGUGGAGCUCAGCAUUAUCUAGAUAUUAAAGAACCCUAUUACAUGACCAGGGAUGCUCUUCUGGUGAAUGAAGCUACAUCAACUUCAGUUGAAAUAUAUGGAGGAAAUUUAGAAAAUGUAGCCUUGAGAAAUUCUCAGGAGAAAAGUUGUCAGUCUCUGGUCCAUGAAGACAAUCUAGGUGUUGUGACUGGGAAUUGGGGAUGCGGUGCAUUUGGAGGAGAUCCUGAACUGAAGGCAAUAAUUCAAUGGCUUGCUGCUUCUCAGGGGUUAAGACCUUUCAUUUCCUACUACACGGUUGGCCUGCAGGCACUCCAUAACCUUAAGCAGGUGAGUGAAUGGAUACUGUCGCAUGAAUGGACGGUUGGGGAUCUCUGGAAUAUGGUAGCAGAGUACUCGUUGCAAAGAUUGAACGGAAAAAUCAUUGAUGUUGGCUUCUUUACUUGGCUCCUUCCAUCUCUAUCUGCCAAUCAUACCAGCAUCUCGGAUUUGCUAGAUACAACCUAAUUUGGCUUUUUUUUUUUUUUUUUCCUCCUUCUAUCCGAGAUGUUUUUACACAAGAAAUGUAAAAAGGAUACUGCAAUCAAUAUACUAGCUCGAACUCUUGUUAUUACCCAAAAAAAACACAAAAAACAAAGAAAACUAAAACAAAAACUAAAACUAAACAAAACAAACAAAACAAGCUUGAACUCAUACUUUUAAUUUUUGUCUUUUAUACAGUUUCAGUUCGGCAUCGUUUCAGCUAUUUUUUGUUGUGGGGGACCAAAAAAAUUCUUAUUGUUAUUAUUAUUAUUUUUGGGUAACUUUUAUGUCAUAAUAUUCAGUGGGUGAAAUUGGUAAUUUAACAUGUA